UGUAGUGAGGCUCUGAAUUCCGCCCCCAGCUGCUCGUGGAAACGGCAUCAGUUCAGCGCGCGUUCGGGGGGGAAUUUCAAGCGCGGCGACGCGGGCGGUGUUUACCGGCGGCUGCCGCAUCUCUUUCCUUUCCUCCGUCACGGCGCGCAGCUCGGCUUGGCUCGGCUCGGUUCAGCGCUGCGGUAGGGUGUCCGAGGCGCGCUGGCGCCGAGCGAGCAGCGGAACCCCGAGCCAGGGUGCGGGGGGCUCACCUCCCACUGGAGAUCUCUCCCGAGAGCAGCGGCGCCAUUUUGCGUGGUGAUCACAGAUUUUCCUCUUCAAGAUACUGCUUCCAUCAUUGAAUCAGUGGAUUUAAUUUGGCUUUUUCUGACACUGAUCAACAGAGGAAAACUUCUUUUGUGUCAAAGUGAAAACAGAUCUCUACAAAGUGAUCUAAAUUAAUAACAGUUGACCAAUUAUGACGACCGAAGCUGGAUCUACAGAUCAGGUAAAGGAAGAGUCAAAAGAAAUGGAACAGGGUGAUUCUGAAGCAUCAAAUCCUGACAAGUCUGCCAGUUUAAAUCAGGAACCAGAGAAAGAAAUCCAGGAAGAUAAGCAGUCUGAAUCCACAACACAACCCCAGGAAGAACAGGAGUCAAGUCCUUCAGCUUCAAGUGCAAGUAUGCAGGCCACUCCUAGCAGUGACAAAAAGGAUCAAUUGGGUGGUAAAGGAUUGUCCCGUUUUUUGCCUGGAUGGUUAAAAAAGCAAAAACCACUUUCCCAAGUGGAAACUACAGAAGGGAAGGAAGCCGAUGAAGGCAUUCAAGCUGAUGACAGAAGUUUAGAAAAUGAACAACCAGAGUUAAUGAAGACUGCAUUAGAAAAUGAAGUAGUGAAAGGAAUGGAAGAAAAGCAGAGCCAUACAGGUGAAAUAAAGGAGCAGCAGUCUUUGAGUAGUGCGGAACUGCAGCCAGAUGAGGAGAAAAAACUUGAACAAGCUUUGGAUAAGGAUGCAGAUGUGAACAUUGAAGAGGUGGUACCAGAUGACAAAAAAGAUGAAAGUAGCAAAGAUGAGAUUCAGAAAGAUGAAGAUGUAAGCAAAAAAUCCCCCCUGAAAAUUCCCAGAAAGAUUAAGAUGGUACAGAGCAAGGUCUUUAUGCUGGAUGGUUCAGAGUUUACUUAUGAAAUUGAGAAACGUUCAAGAGGACAAAUAAUGUUGGACAGGGUGUGUGAACAAAUAAAUUUAUUAGAAAAAGAUUACUUUGGUCUCACUUUUCUGGAUACUGCUGGUGAAAAGAAUUGGUUGGACCCUGUCAAGGAAAUAAAGAAACAAAUUCGAAGUUGUCCUUGGCACUUUUACUUUAAUGUAAAAUUCUACCCUCCUGAUCCUUCACAGCUAACUGAAGACAUCACAAGAUAUUAUUUGUGCCUUCAACUCCGGCAGGAUAUCAUAUCUGGUCGUUUGCCAUGUUCGUUUGUAACUCAUGCCCUUCUCGGUUCUUAUACAUUGCAAGCGGAACUUGGGGAUUAUGAUGCUGAAGAACACAAAGCAGGUUAUGUCGCAGAAUUACAGUUUGCUCCAAACCAGUCAAAAGAAUUGGAAGAGAAGAUCUCUGAACUGCAUAAAACACACAGGGGUUUAACUCCAGCCCAGGCUGAUGCUCAAUUUCUGGAAAAUGCCAAGAUGCUUUCCAUGUAUGGUGUAGAUUUGCACCAUGCUAAGGAUUCAGAAGGAGUGGAUAUUAUGUUGGGUGUAUGUGCAAAUGGACUGCUCAUCUACAAGGAUCGUCUCAGAAUUAAUCGAUUUGCUUGGCCAAAAAUCCUUAAGAUUUCUUACAAACGAAGCAACUUCUAUAUUAAAAUUCGACCUGGGGAAAUAGAUCAGUUUGAAAGUACUAUUGGUUUCAAGUUGCCUAAUCACAGAGCAGCAAAGCGAUUGUGGAAAGUUUGUGUGGAGCAUCAUACUUUUUUCAGGUUGCUGUCUCCCGAGCAAACCCAAAAAAGCAAGUUCUUGACUUUAGGUUCCAAGUUCCGCUACAGUGGGCGCACCCAGGCUCAAACGCGGGAGGCAAGCAUUCUUAUUGACAGACCUGCACCGUAUUUUGAACGUACUUCAAGUAAAAGAAUGUCUAGAAGCCUUGAUGGAGCUCCAGUAGGUGGCAUUAAUGAAGUGGGUCUCCAGCAGGAAUCGUCAUGUCUAGAUUCAACAGCAGAGGACACUGCAACAUCAGCUGCUGUCGAUAAAACAGAAGCAGAUAAAGAGUUGGCACUAAAAGAUGUAACCACUGAUUUGAAAGCUUCACAGCUGCAAGUAUCUGUGGAAGCAAAGACAGAACAGGAUGAAACUGCACCUCAACAGCUAAAGAAUAAGUCAUUGAGCAUAGGAGGAGAAAAUAUUUAUAUCAGACAUAGCAAUUUAAUGUUGGAGGACCUUGAUAAAACCCAGGAGGAUCUAUUGAAACAUCAAGCUAGCAUUAGUGAGCUAAAACGCAAUUUCAUGGAAUCCACACCUGAACCACGUCCAAAUGAAUGGGAAAAUCGGUUGACUAAACCCUUAUCACUCCAAACAGAAGGGAGCUUAGAAGAGGAGAUAACAUCGCUCUUAUUUAGUAAAGAAAGCUUCUCAACUGGCUUGGUGGCCUCAUCUACUAUUUCUCAGGCAUCAGAGGAUGCUGGGUUGAAAGAAAAAGAUGCUGCUGAAUCUGUUUCUCACAUACACGCCAAGCAGCUGUCUGAGACCUCAGAUGAGAAACAAAAAUCCGAGAUGGAGGAGCAGGCAGAGGUUGUAGUAGAAGAAGCAGUAGUGAUUGAAGAGGUAAAGAGUGCACCCAGCCAUUCAAAAGUAAAACUUGAAAGCUCUGUUGAAAACAGGACAAUUUUGCCCCUUGUUGAAUUGGCAGCAAAAGAGAGUAAUGUCUCAUCCUCUGAUAGCCAUAGUGACAGUGAGGAGGAGGCAGAAUACCACCCACAGACCAAGGAAGGAGAAAAUAUAAAGAGAGACCAAAAUGAAUUUAAGACACUGACUACAGUAGCAAUGGAUUUUAAGAAUUCAGUAACAAAUACUGAAGAAGUGCAUUUUCCUGCUACUGUGAUACAUAAAAUGCAGGAUGUUCUGGAAGAAGAUUUGCAAGAAAUGCAAAAUGGAAAAUUGCAGGAAGCAAUGCACAAGCAAGAUCAAGAAGAUACCAAACCCAAACUAAAUGGAGAUGUUUCCUAUAUUGAUAGUGAUGCUAUGCCAGGAGUUGUUUGUUACUCAGAGCCUCCUGUAGUAAAGACCGAAAUGGUGACAAUCUCUGAUACUGAGAGUCCCGACAAGACUGAAAUUACGACAAAAGAAGUUCCAAUUGUUCAAACAGAAACUAAAACCAUUACAUAUGAAGCUGCGCAGGGUGAUGGCAGUGGAGACAAUGAUCCUGGUGUCCUGAUGAGUGCUCAGACAAUAACUUCUGAAUCUUUCUGCACAACCAUGACGACCCAGAUUACCAAGACUGUUAAAGCUGGAGUUUCUGAAACGAGAAUUGAAAAGCGAAUUGUCAUCACAGGCGAUACAGACAUAGACCAUGAUAAGGCCUUAGCCCAGGCAAUAAAAGAAGCCAAAGAGCAACACCCAGACAUGUCAGUCACCAGGGUAGUGGUACAUAAAGAAACAGAGCUCACAGAGGACGGGGAGGAUUAAGUUAAGAAAUGAAUAUUGGCUGAACUGAAUGUAGGAUUUGAACUUUAGAGUGACCACUGCCAUGAUCAAUGAAGAAAAGCCUUGGAGCAUUGGAAAAUUAUCUAUGUUACAGACAUCCAUAGUGUGAAUAUUUGAAGAUGUUAAAGACCUGCAGAAACUCAUCAUUGGGUUUAGACAUUUAAAAGUUACCUAAUAAUUUUACCAUUCAUUCUUUACUAAUUUGUUGGCUCAUUAAAAUGUACCACAUUUACACACUGUUAAUAU
This is a messenger RNA of Hypanus sabinus (Atlantic stingray), 3919 nucleotides long. It is a transcript of the gene epb41l2, whose product is annotated as erythrocyte membrane protein band 4.1 like 2. Gene Ontology annotation, cellular component: cytoskeleton; plasma membrane. The transcript has 23 exons. Gene Ontology annotation, molecular function: structural molecule activity; actin binding. Lineage: Eukaryota; Metazoa; Chordata; Chondrichthyes; Myliobatiformes; Dasyatidae. The record is from RefSeq and is a predicted model, not a curated record. The coding region runs from base 458 to 3655 and encodes 1065 amino acids. Gene Ontology annotation, biological process: cortical actin cytoskeleton organization.